This is a messenger RNA of Scutellospora calospora, 156 nucleotides long. The record is from the annotation of a GenBank genome assembly. NCBI's taxonomy places the organism in Eukaryota, Fungi, Glomeromycota, Glomeromycetes, Diversisporales, Gigasporaceae.
AAGCUAACAGUAGAUAAAAAUGUUGAUAGAGUAAUUCACACAGCUUACCAAUUAUAUCUGUUAGUAAAUAUGAAUAUAGAUACUCAAAAUAUGAUAGCAAAAGAAAUUGCUGACCUUGUAAUUAUAGAAAUUGAAAAAGGUGAUGAAUUUUCAUAG